Sesamum indicum (sesame) is the source of this 495-nucleotide messenger RNA. The record is from RefSeq and is a predicted model, not a curated record. NCBI's taxonomy places the organism in Eukaryota, Viridiplantae, Streptophyta, Magnoliopsida, Lamiales, Pedaliaceae.
AUGGAUGCCUACCAAAGCUACCAUCAAAUCUUCAUGGCAAAGGAGGAUGCAGAAAAAACAGCUUUUGUAACGGAGAAGGGAGUCUAUUGUUAUAACGUUAUGCCAUUUGGUCUGAAGAACGCUGGAGUGACGUAUCAAAGGUUAGUCAACAAAAUGUUUAAGGACCAAAUUGGGAACAUAAUGGAGGUUUAUCUUGAUGACAUGUUGGUGAAAAGAAUAUUUUUACAAGGACCUGAUGGUGUUGAGAUCGAGAUCGAGAUCGCAGUAAGGUUAUCCUUUCCUGCAACCAAUAAUGAAGCAGAGCACGAGGCGCUUAUUCAAGACCUUCAGACAACAUUUGAUGGGGGAGUAAAACAGUUAGAUGUUUAUACAGAUUCGCAGCUGGUGGCGGCGCAAGUACAGGGAUCUUAUGAGACACGUGAGUGGACUAUGACACAGUACUUGGCUAAGGUGAAAAAGUUAAUGGAAAAAUUUGAUAGAUGCGCAGUCCACUAG